AUGCCAGGAAGGAAUCAAACCAUCGUCUCAGACUUCCUCCUCCUGGGGCUGCCCAUUGAGCCGGAGCAGCACAACCUGUUCUACGCCCUUUUCUUGGCCAUGUAUCUCACCACUGUCGUGGGGAACAUGCUCAUCAUCAUCCUUAUCCGCCUGGACUCCCACCUCCACACACCCAUGUAUUUGUUUCUCAGUAACUUGUCCUUCUCUGACCUCUGCUUCUCCUCUGUCACAAUGCCUAAACUGCUGCAGAACAUGCAGAGCCAAGUCCCAUCCAUCCCCUUUGAGGGUUGCCUGACUCAGAUGUACUUCUUCCUGUUUUUUGCAGACCUGGAGAGCUUCCUUCUUGUGGCCAUGGCCUAUGACCGCUACGUGGCCAUCUGCUUCCCCUUGCACUACACCACCAUCAUGAGCCCCCAGCUCUGUCUUUCCCUGGUGGCACUGUCCUGGGUGCUGACCACAUUCCAUGCCAUGCUGCACACUCUGCUCAUGGCCAGGUUGUCUUUCUGUGCGGACAAUGUGAUUCCCCACUUUUUCUGUGAUAUGUCUGCUCUGCUGAAGCUGGCCUGUUCUGAUACUCAAGUGAAUGAGCUGGUGAUAUUUGUCAUGGGAGGACUCAUUCUUGUCAUCCCAUUCUUACUCAUCAUCAUGUCCUAUGCUCGGAUUGUCUCCUCCAUUCUGAAGGUCCCUUCUGCCAGGGGCAUCCACAAGGCUUUCUCCACCUGUGGCUCUCACCUCUCUGUGGUGUCCCUGUUCUAUGGGACAGUUAUUGGUCUCUACUUAUGCCCAUCGGCAAAUAAUUCUACUAUUAAGGACACUGUCAUGGCUAUGAUGUACACUGUGGUGACCCCCAUGCUGAACCCUUUCAUCUACAGCCUGAGGAACAGAGACAUGAAGGGAGCCCUGGGAAGAGUAUUUCAUAAAAAGAAAUUUCCCUUCUCUGUGUGGCGAUAA
Echinops telfairi (small Madagascar hedgehog) is the source of this 951-nucleotide messenger RNA. RefSeq names its product olfactory receptor 1E5. The record is from RefSeq and is a predicted model, not a curated record. The transcript has a single exon. Gene Ontology annotation, molecular function: G protein-coupled receptor activity; olfactory receptor activity. Lineage: Eukaryota; Metazoa; Chordata; Mammalia; Afrosoricida; Tenrecidae. Bases 1 to 951 code for a protein of 316 amino acids. Gene Ontology annotation, cellular component: membrane. Gene Ontology annotation, biological process: G protein-coupled receptor signaling pathway.